GUAAGACACGCAUUGCCUCCUCGGAUAAGGGCGAAAACUCUCGUCCCGCGUGCAGGUUGUGCACUUCAGAGAUCCCUUGAUGGUCCGAAGUCGAUAAGAAGAGAUCUCGGAGACUUGGGCCACCACCCGUACAAAGUUCGUAACUAAUUCCUACCAAACUGAAAAUCUUUAAUAUGUCCCGAGCACCCAUUAUGAUCUUAUACUAAGCCGUUGCGAGUGCGUACGUAAAACACAUUUAAAAACGAAACAAAAACAAAAUACCCCCCCCCCCCCCCCAAGACAAAGGGAUUCCCAUUCGUCUCUAAGGAGGUCAUUGAUUUUUUACAAAUAGCCUGCAAAGCCUUUUUUCAAGCCCUUUGAUUGGUCAACAAGGGGGUCACCCGUGGCUUGAAAUAAACUCCAAUAGAUAGCGAACAAAGAGGCAUUUUCUAUUUAUAACCUCUUUGAUAGCGAAGGAUGCCCGCUUUCAAGUGGUGUGUAGUUUGCCAGGGAAAUUUAGAGCCAUUUUUGUGUUAGAACAUGAUACAUGUACUAUCACAACAGUGAGAACAAACUUCAUUUUCAUUUUGGUUUUUCCAGUAGUUAGAUGCUGCCUCUCAGACCUCUCUGCAAUAAAACACUAUCGCACUGUCUCUUACUUUUACUUUUAUGUCUGCCUGAAUUGUUUUCUAGGCACAUAAUAAAUGGCCUAAUCUAUUAAUAAUAAUUUUUGUUAUUAUUAAUAUUUAUUGGUUCCAAGCCAGGUUUUUGUCUUGCUCCCGUUCUCUCUUGCCUUCUACUUUAACAUUUAGGCCUUUCAGAAUAAAAUGUUAUUAUUUUGUAUAAUUGUUAAGGCUAAAACACAUUUAAAAGCAUGCUUUGAAGAUAUUUUAUUAACAUUUUCAAACAGAAAAAAAAAACAUAAGCUAAGAGAAACUGAAAUAACGCCAAAUAAAAUUUUGAGUUCUUUGUGGGCACAAGUUUUUUUUUGGGCUGUUUCUGCUGUUCCACCUGAUGUACCUGGCAGGCACCUGGGCCCAGUCUAGUACAGUGAGUGAGUGACAGGGGCCAGGUUGACUGACAGUUCACUCGGGUUCAGUGAUCAGUGAGCUUCCCUAGCCCAGUGGACAAAGUGAGCAAGCGGAUCGGCCGAACCCAAGGGAUGAGUUCAGUGCAAGGACCUUAAUGAUAAUAUUAUUAUUAUAAACCCCCUUGGGUCAAUUUGAGUGAGUUUGGACUAUAUUACGAAUCUCAUGACAGACAGACUCCACGACCCACGAACGAGCUUGAACUUGAACAUUUGAUUUUGAUGUGAAUGUGAUCAAAUAUUUGCACUGCAUUUUAAUAUGAUCAUUUAUUGUCAAGCCUCUCUGUGCAGCAUCCAAUUGGAACCUGGAAUGAUUUUGUCCUUUCAGACUCAUGGCAAUGCGUAGUUUAUUAUAGUUUAUAUCAGAAUUUAUAAUUGACAACAAGAUCAAAAGGGCAGGGUGCAGCAGUGUUCAGACUAGAUCUAGAUCUAUGAGAAACUCGGUGUGCUGGUGUCUGCAGACAGACAAGACAGACAGACAUUGUCAUUGCGUGUUUAGUUUAUUUAAAUUUUAGUAAAUCGAGUUGGGCCUUGCCUUGCUCUGGACCAGGCAAAGUGUUACAAUUGGCAGAGAUCUUUCACCCAUUCUAUUUUGCAGAAGGAGAAAGUGUAUCAUUGUUAACAAUUUGAACUGUCUUGGAAGUACUAGCAGAUCAUUUUGUGGUUAAGUUACAGAACAAAGAACCCCCCCCCCCCCAAGCCAAAUGGCUGACAUCUCUGAAAAUCAAAUAAUCAACCCUGAUGAAGGUACAAUGUAUUGUGGCAUCUCUGGAGAUGAUAAGGGCUACAGUUGUGUGAAAACUGGAGGUCCGUCUGUUCCUUGUUCUUCGGAAGAAAGUGCGACUCCUGAUGUUGAUGGCAUGGACAUAGUUGUUAAAAAUGAACCUACUGACGAACCUAUGUCUGGGUGUACUUGUGCUUGCGCUAUGAGUGAAGAUCCUGUAAAUCAUGACAUUACAAGUGGGGAGCAAGAAGCUGAAGAUGUUGAAGUGGAACAAUUGUCUGUAAAAGUAAAAGAAGAACCCAGUUUUGAAUGGCCAUGUGAUGUCAGGACUGAGGCAGAUGCCACACCACGUUUUGAAAACAAGAAUCCCACAGUGACAGACAUUGUAAUAAAAGAUGAGCCUGUUUGGUGUAUGGAGGAAGAAGAGGCAGAACCUGUCAUUGAAACAGAGUGCUACACAGAUAUUGAUAUGGUGAAAACUGAACCAAUAGGUGGAGAUUUCCCUCAUGACGAUAAAGCGAAACCCAAAGUGAAGAAUUUUGUGAAAGAGGAAGUGACAGAAUGUGAGGAUUCAGACUUUGGAGAAAAGACAGAAGAAGGACAAGUGGGAGAUAGGGAGGAGAUGUAUGCUGAACCCAUAUUUGAUGAGGAUCACAUCAGUCAGACUGGAGGACUGCAGCUGCAAAUCAAUGUGAGGAGUUUGUGUAUGGGAAAGAGUUCCAACCCAGACACUGAUGUUGUUAGAUCCAGUAGUCCAACUUCAACUUUCUCUGCUGAUCCAGCUUUUCUGAAAUAUGAUGUUUUAAAUUCUGACUCUGUUGCCAGGAAUCGACGUCCUGAUUUGGACUUUUCUUGUGCAUUGUCGGUUUUCAGUUGUGUAAAUUUUCCAGAGUCUUCUACCAGUACCACUAACUCAAAAGUGUACAAAGAUACAGACCAUGGUCACUCAGAUGUAUCCAGGCUUAUGGCUAAUACAUAUUCAGAAGAAAAACCUUACAAUUGUGAAGUUUGUGGUGCAACAUUUUCAUGGAUUAGCCAACUACAGUUGCACAAAAGAACACACACAGGGGAAAAACCUUAUGGGUGUGAAAUUUGUGAUAAAUGGUUUACAACAAAUGAAACCCUAAUGAGACACAAGAGAAUACACACAGGAGAAAAACCUUACAAAUGUGAAAUUUGCGGUUUGACAUUUUCACGGCCUGAUAUCCUACAGAGUCACAAAAUGAAACACACAGGAGAACAGCCUUACAAAAAACACAAAUGUGAAGUUUGUGAUUCAGCGUUUGCAUGGAUUGGCCACUUACUGGAACACAAAAGAAUUCACACGGGAGAAAGGCCUUACCAGUGUGAAGUUUGUGACGCAACAUUUGCAAGGUAUGGGGACCUACGAAUUCACAAAAGAAUACAUACAGGAGAAAAACCGUACAAGUGUGACGUUUGUGAUGUGUCGUUCACUCAUCGUGGCAACCUUCGGAGACACAAGAAACUACAUACAGAAGAAAAAAAGCCUUACAGGUGUGAAUUUUGUGGUGAAAUUUUUAAACAUGGUGGACGCCUACAAAGUCAUAUAAAAACACACCAUGGAGAAAAGCCCCGUGAAUGUGAAGUGUGUGGUUUAAUGUUUGAAUCGACUGCCCAGUUACAGAUACACAAAAGAACACACAUUGGAGAAAAGCCUUACAAAUGUGAAAUUUGUGAUGCCACGUUUACCCAAAAUCAAAGCCUACAGAGACACCAAAGAACACACACAGGAGAAAAACCGUACAAGUGUGAAGUUUGUGAUGCAAUGUUUUCAGAUUAUAGCAACCUACAGAGUCAUAAAAGAACACACACAGGAGAAAAGCCUUACAAGUGUGAAAUCUGUGAUGCAACGUUUCCACAAAAUCACAGCCUACAGAGACACAAAAGAACACACACAGGAGAAAAGCCUUACAAGUGUGAAGUUUGUGAUGCAUCAUUUGCACACAAUCACAGCCUUCAGAGACACAAAAAGACACACACAGGAGAAAAACCGUACAAGUGUGAAGUUUGUGGUGUAAUGUUUUCAGAUAAUAGCAACCUAUUGAGUCACAAAAGAACACACACAGGAGAAAAGCCUUAUAAGUGUGAAGUUUGUGAUGCAACGUUUACACAAAAUCGCAGCCUACAAAGACACAAAAAGACACACACAGGAGAAAAACCUUACAAGUGUGAAGAUUGUGAUGCAACGUUUUCAGAGAAUAGCCACCUGCAGAGUCACAAAAGAACACACACGGGAGAAAGGCCUUACAAGUGUGAAGUUUGUAAUGCAACGUUUACUCUCAGUGGGAGCUUACGGAAUCACGAAAGAACACACACAGGUGAAAGGCCUUACAAAUGUGAAGUUUGUGGCGCAACAUUUGCACAGAACAGCAGUCUAAAGAAACAUCAAAGAACACACAUAGGAGAAAAACCUAUCAAGUGCGAAGUUUGAGAUGCAACAUUUAUAGCUGCUUGCAGCCGACCGAGUCAUAAAAGAACACUCACAAACAGGAGAAAAGCCGUACAAAAGUGUGAAGUUUGUGAUGCAUCAUUUACGAGUCGGAGUAGCCUAUAGACUAUAGAGGCACAAAGGAACAUGCACAAGAAGAGAAUUUUUAAGUCUUCACAGGUGUGAAGUACAGUCCAUGCCGGCUUUAAGCACGGUCAUCGGGAAAAAGCUUAAGCGUGCUUAAAGCCGAAGCGUGCUUGAGUGCGAAGUAGAUAUAAUCCAGAGAUUUUCAUGCAGAAAAUUUCACUUGCUAUUUCCCUUUGAAUGUAAGUAGGCCUAUAGCGGUCCCGCAAAAUUGUGCACUCUUAUUUUUACCCACCAUGGUAGUUUUUGUUUUCUUGUUUGUUUUUGUUUUGUGGUCGAAUGGGAAAUGAAAAGUUAACUUAGACGG
Molecule: messenger RNA, 4690 nt
Organism: Aplysia californica (California sea hare)
Lineage: Eukaryota; Metazoa; Mollusca; Gastropoda; Aplysiida; Aplysiidae
Product: zinc finger protein 431-like
Exons: 1
Coding region: 1771-4242 (823 amino acids)
Biological process (GO): regulation of transcription by RNA polymerase II
Molecular function (GO): DNA-binding transcription factor activity, RNA polymerase II-specific; RNA polymerase II cis-regulatory region sequence-specific DNA binding
Source: RefSeq, a predicted model, not a curated record